Messenger RNA from Mya arenaria, 2098 nucleotides. Its product is annotated as 1-deoxypentalenic acid 11-beta-hydroxylase-like. Lineage: Eukaryota; Metazoa; Mollusca; Bivalvia; Myida; Myidae. The record is from RefSeq and is a predicted model, not a curated record. The transcript is spliced from 9 exons. The coding region runs from base 72 to 1181 and encodes 369 amino acids.
ACAAGUCAAACCAAGGACGCAGACACUUGAAAACGCUCGUCUGCUCCGUUAGAGUCAACCAUCAACAAACUAUGCCUGCAAUAGAGGUCGAAAAUGGAGUCGUGGACGAGGCACACCCGGAAAUAUUUGACCCACGAGCUAUGCCACCGCAACCCAAGGAAAAGAAACCGGGACAACAGCCUGAACACGUUAUAAAGGAAUACUUUGAAAAGGGUUAUUUGGUGUUACCAAACUUCUUCACGAAGGAAGAAAUGGAGCCGUGUCGCAAAACUACGGAAGAACUUGUGGAUAAUCUGGCGAAGAAACUAUUCGAGGCUGGUAAAAUUAAAAAUGCUUAUGAAAAUCUCGACCUUUUCCAUCGACUUACAAAACUUGAAGAAGAAUUCCCGGGAGCAAAUGUUAUCCUGCACAAGGUUCCAAACAUGCCUAUGGGUUACAGGAAGCUUUGGGCAAAUGAGCGUCUUUUGAACCUGAUGGAGCAGUUGAUUGGUCCAGACAUUGCGGGAAACCCUGUUUGGAAUCUCCGGACGAAGACACCCCAGAACGAGGCUACAACAGUUCCAUGGCAUCAAGAUUGUGGUUACCUUGACAACAAUUCGUACAAGAUGUUAGUCCCGACAGCCUGGGUACCUAUGCUCGAUGCCAACGAAGGGAAUGGUUGUUUGCAGAUGGCGGAGGGCGGUCACCGGAGCGGACGCGUGGCGCUUCAUCGGUGUUGCUGGGGCGGUACUUGGUAUGUGGAGCUGGAGCCAGAGGAAAUGAAAACUAAACUAGGCAUAAAUCUUGACCAGGACAUCAAAACCGUUCCAGUUCCUUACGGAGGUCUCGUGCUUUUUAAUAACCUCAUUCCCCAUCGGAGUCUUCCGAACAUGUCCGACAAUGUCCGAUGGUCGCUCGAUCUCCGUUGGCAGCGCUCCAGUGACCCAGAUGGACUCUGGGGCCUGAAGAAGCCUGUCGUGAUGAGGGUCAAAGACAAACCAGAUUUUGAGAUAGACUGGACAGAGUUUGACUCGGUUGAUCGGCACAGCCAGCAGAAGAAGAGUGUCGAAGGGGAUUUGGAGACCAAUGAAGACCCGGAGUUCGACACGACAUUACCAGGACCUUGGAUGAAGAAGUGGGAGAUCGUUCAUAUGAACAAACACACGGACAGACACAAGAGGGAUGAAGCUAUGAUUGCCUAAACCUCCCGUUUGGAUGCCUGAACCGCCCGUUUGAAUGUGUAUAUCGCCAGUUUGAAUGUCAAAACCGCCCUUUUGAAUGCCUGAGCCGCCCGUUUGAAUCGAAUACAGGACACUGCUUUGAGUUGAAGCAAAACGGAACCAAAGCCUUCUAUAUUUAAAUGUCGCUUGACACCUUCUGGCAUUUAACCGCAAUACUUUUUUAUUAAAUUGGCGCCUCCAUUAUCUUGUCUCCAAAAAGAAGAUUUAAAAAAAAAAGAAUUGACGCAGGGUACCCGUCUUACUUGAAGCUUGAUCAAGACCAUCUCAUUACUGACAUUAAUUUUCAUGGGCAUGAUGACUUUUAAAAGUAAAGAGAGUGUUCCAAAUGUGUUGGCUUGUAGCAAAUUUGAAGCAAAUGAGUGGAAUUGUAGCAAAUUAAGCAAAUGAGUUGAAUUGUAGCAAAUUUGUAGCAAAUGUGUUGAAUUGUAGCAAAUUUGAAGCAAAUGAGUUGAAUUGUAGCGAAUUUGUAGCAAAUGUGUUGAAUUGUAGCAAAUUUGAAGCAAAUGAGUUGAAUUGUAGCAAAUUUGAAGCAAAUGAGUUGAAUUGUAGCAAAUUUGUAGCAAAUGUGUUGAAUUGUAGCAAAUUUGAAGCAAAUGAGUUGAAUUGUAGCGAAUUUGUAAAAAAUGUGUUGACUUGCAGCAAAUGUGUAGCAAAUUGGUUGAAGCAUUUGAAUUUUAGUAAUUGUAUCAAUUGUGUUGAAUUGUAGAAUAUUAAUUUUGUGUUUUAAACUUAUAUAACGUACGCAAUAUGAUCGCGAAGCACGUUGACGCAUUUUUCUCGCGUUUGUUAAUACAAACCAUUAACUGGAAUUCCCUUUUGGUUAUGUAAUAAAAUUUACCGCAUUUCCAAAGUGUUAUAUAAUAAAAUUUAUCGGAUUU